AUGACGGACCACCCAACAGCUUCCUGGGAGGCCAUGCAAGAUGGCAACGUCUUCUAUAAGCGGCACCAGAUUUAUUCAAUUUCAGGAAAGCUACCCAGCCUCGGCGACUUCAUUAUUGCUGGGUGUCGAUAUGGCGGUCCUCUAGCUCUCAUGCGGGACAAUGCGAAGUUGGUCGCACUCGGUCGCGCAACACCGUCCUUUGCGAAGGCGCAGAUACAGGUCUACUCUCUGGCUGGCGAGGGUAUAUUGCUAUUCAGUUGGGAUCAAGGGAAGAUCAUCCGUUUCGGUUGGACCGGGGACGAACGGCUAGUUGUGCUGAAUGAGGAGGGUGUGUACCGGUUGUAUGACCUGCAGGGUGACUAUCAGCAAUACUCGUUGGGGAGCGAGGCGGGAGAGCUAGGCAUCGUGGAUGCACGCAUACAUGAGAGCGGCCUCGUAGCGCUGACAGGUUCACUGACGCUACUCGAGGUCAAGGAUUGGCAAGGUGCAAAACCGCUCACCCUAGCUAACCCAGGUUUGUCUCAUCCUCCACAUUCGUGGACGGUCAUUCCCCCCGAUUUUACCAUAUCUCGACAUGUUGAGGUCCUCCUCUCUGUUGAGUCCACUAUCUAUAGUGUCGAUAAUUUGGAGAGUGUCGACCAGCAACUCUCUCGAGGACCGUUCACCCACAUGUCUCCGUCGCCUAACGGUAAAUCACUCGCAUUGCUGCUGGCGACAGGUUUACUCUGGGUUGUUUCGACUGACUUCUCACGAAGCCUUGCGGAAUUCAAUACUCUGAAUGUCAUUGGUGCCGAAGGCGAAGUCAGACAGGUCGAAUGGUGUGGAAAUGACGCGGUCCUAGUGACAUGGGACACACUAGCUCUUCUCGUUGGACCUUUCGGAGACACCCUGCAGUAUUUCUACACAGGACCGACCUUUGUCACCACAGAAGCAGAUGGUAUUCGUGUGAUAGGUCCGGACAGUUGCGACUUCCUCCAAAAGGUCCCUGCUGCUUCUGUAUCUGUGUUCCGUCCCGGGUCCACUUCGCCGUCCGCCAUCUUGUACGAUGCCUGGGAGAACUUCUCUCAUCGGUCACCUAAAGCAGAUGAGAGCAUCCGUAGUAUUCGUCCAGAGCUAGCGGCGGCCGUCAAUGAGUGCAUCGAUGCGGCUGGGCAUGAAUGGGAACCCUACUGGCAGCGACGCUUGCUGAACGCAGCCAAGUUCGGUCGAGCUUUCUUAGAUUUAUAUGAUCCUUCAGACUUCGUGCAUAUGGGGCAGGUUCUGAAGGUCCUCAAUGCUGUGCGGUACUACGAAAUUGGUAUUCCUAUAUCAUAUACACAAUACGUUCAGGUCUCCCCUUCCCAUCUCAUCAAUCGGCUGACCGCACGGAACCAUCAUCUCCUGGCCCUCCGCAUAUCGUCCUUCCUUUCCCUCAAGCCAGACGCAGUGCUCAAACACUGGGCGUGUGCAAAAAUCGUGCGUUCGAAGCCAACGGCGACCGGUUCAGGUCAGGACGUUCAGCUUGCUGGUGAUGACGUUGUCUGCAGGUCUAUCGUCGAGAAAUUUGGGAAGCUCGGCGGCGGAGGCGUAAGCUACGCCGAUAUCGCCAAGCGUGCUUGGGAAGUGGGAAGGGCGGAGCUAGCAACAAAACUUUUGGAUCAUGAACCGCGGGCUUCAGACCAAGUUCCGCUCUUGCUCAGCAUGAAGGAAGACCGCCUUGCGUUGACGAAAGCGGUCGAGAGUGGGGAUACUGACCUUGUCUAUCAUGUUUUGCUUCAUCUGCAGAAGCGCCUGCCACUGGGAACCUUCUUCCGCGUCAUAGAGGAGGGCGGUCCGCGUCUGGCUCCCGCAAGCAAGCUGCUGCAAGUUUAUGCGCGGGACCAGAACCGCGAAAUGCUACGCGAUUUCUACUUCUCGGACGACAGGCGGGUCGAGAGUGCAGUACUUUCCCUAGAAGAAGCUGCUGCCAUGACCGAUCCUGCUUCGAAGAUAACGUCGAUCAAGGCAGCACAGAAGUUCUUUUCAGAAGACAAGGAGAGAGGGUUUGAGGCGAGGAUGACCGACGAGUACGCAAAACUGCUAAGUCUACAACAGCAGUUGGAGAAGGAGGCCGACGGGAAGAUAUCAUUCUUUGGGCUCAGUGUCAACGAGACCAUCCGGAUCUGCCUGAUUAAUGGCAUGGCGAAACGAGCUGAUAAGAUCAAGUCGGACUUCAAGGUCCCUGACAAGAGGUUCUGGUAUGUCAAGUUGCAGGCGUUGACCUCGGUGCGUGACUUUGAAGGUUUGGACGCGUUUGCUCGGUCGAGACGGAGUCCCAUCGGUUACGAGGCGUUCGUGCGACACCUGGUCGAAAAGGGCUAUAACAAAGAAGCUGCUUCCUACGUCAUGCGAUGCGAUGCCAACAAACGGAUUGACCUGUACGUACUGUGCGGGGAGUGGAGGAUGGCCGGCAAGGAGUGCAAGGAAAGGGGUGACAAGGCGAAGGUGGAGCAACUCAGGAAGACAUGCCCAAAUUCUCUAAUUGCAAGAGAACUCGAGCAAAUAUCAGCUUCUAUGAAGUGA
Sparassis crispa is the source of this 2541-nucleotide messenger RNA. RefSeq names its product Probable vacuolar protein sorting-associated protein 16. Gene Ontology annotation, biological process: vacuole fusion, non-autophagic; intracellular protein transport; endosomal transport. Bases 1 to 2541 code for a protein of 846 amino acids. Gene Ontology annotation, molecular function: actin binding. Gene Ontology annotation, cellular component: cytoplasm; endosome; HOPS complex. The record is from RefSeq and is a predicted model, not a curated record. Lineage: Eukaryota; Fungi; Basidiomycota; Agaricomycetes; Polyporales; Sparassidaceae. The transcript has 14 exons.